Molecule: messenger RNA, 6886 nt
Organism: Phycodurus eques (leafy seadragon)
Lineage: Eukaryota; Metazoa; Chordata; Actinopteri; Syngnathiformes; Syngnathidae
Gene: rerea
Product: arginine-glutamic acid dipeptide (RE) repeats a
Exons: 21
Coding region: 487-5217 (1576 amino acids)
Biological process (GO): regulation of DNA-templated transcription
Cellular component (GO): nucleus
Molecular function (GO): sequence-specific DNA binding; chromatin binding; transcription corepressor activity
Source: RefSeq, a predicted model, not a curated record
CCCCACCCCCCGUUCUCGUCGUCGAUGAAACGGCGAGUAAGAACACUUCGGACCGGGUUUGGGGGGGGGAGGAGGUACCGCCGAACCCCGCACUCGCUCGUCUCAGCCCAGCUCGCCUCGCUGCCUUCGGACGUAGGAGCGAGGUGAAGCCGUCUUUUGUUGGAACAAGUGCCGCUCGCUUCGCAGCUCCUCUCCUGCGUGUGGCCAGUGGGAGUUUAUUCAUGUCAAAAAGAAAACCAAGUGUGUUUCGUGCUUGCUUCAGCGAGUUCGUUGGGUCAUCCCGGGCGAGGAUUUAAAGAAUUUAUUUGCACCGGGACUCCCCGAGAAUCACCAGACUGGCGGCUCUUCUGAAACACUGGGAUUGUUGGUGUGGCCAAAUUUUCCCUGGAUUUGACAAGUAAAUUCAGAAGACUGAAGCCCAGGCUCACAGUCUACCUUUCACGGAGGCCCAGCCGUGAGAGGACUGAGGAAGGCACGUGGCGGAUCAUGACGGCUGACAAAGAGAAGGAGCGGGAGAAAGAACGGGACAGGGACAGAGAUCGGGACAGGGACAAGAGGGAGUCCGGGAAGUCCCGCCGGCAAGACGGGGAACGGGGUGAAAGCGAGAGCUCCAGGCCCAGGCGCAGUUGUACCCUGGAAGGUGGCGCCAAGAACUAUGCAGAGAGCGAACACAGCGAGGAUGAGGACAACGACAACGGCAGCACAGGUGGAGGCAGUGGCACGGCCGAGGAGGCCGGCAAGAAGGGCAAGAAAAAGAUGCCCAAGAAGAAGUCCCGCUACGAGCGCACAGAGAAUGGCGAAAUCACGUCGUUCAUCACAGAAGACGAUGUUGUUUACAGACCAGGAGAUUGUGUGUACAUAGAGAGUCGCAGGCCCAACACUCCCUACUUCAUUUGUAGCAUUCAAGAGUUCAAACUGAGUAAACGGGACCAUCUGCUGAUGAAUGUGAAAUGGUACUACCGCCAAUCAGAAGUGCCCGACUCUGUCUACCAGCACCUGGUGCAGGAUCGCAACAAUGAGAAUGAUUCCGGACGUGAGCUGGUUAUCACAGACCCUGUGGUCAGGAGUCGAGAGCUCUUCAUUUCUGACUAUGUGGACACUUACCAUGCUGCUGCUCUCAGGGGGAAAUGCAACAUUUCACAUUUCUCUGACAUUUUUGCUGCCAGGGAGUUCAAGGCUCGCAUUGACUCCUUUUUCUAUAUCCUCGGAUAUAACCCAGAGACGAGGCGGCUAAACAGCACUCAGGGGGAAAUCCGGGUGGGCCCCAGUCAUCAAGCCAAGCUUCCAGAGCUGCAGCCUUUCCCCUCCUCUGGUGGUCAGGCAGUGACGGAGAAUGAGGAGCUGGUCUGGAUGCCAGGGGUCAAUGAUUGUGACCUUCUCAUGUACCUCAGAGCCGCAAGGAGCAUGGCCGCCUUUGCAGGGAUGUGUGACGGAGGCUCAACAGAGGAUGGAUGUCUAGCAGCCUCUCGAGAUGACACUACAUUAAACGCACUCAACACUCUUCAUGAGAGCAGCUAUGAUGCUGGCAAAGCUCUCCAGCGGCUGGUGAAGAAGCCGAUACCAAAGUUGAUAGAGAAGUGCUGGUCCGAGGAUGAAGUGAAACGCUUCAUUAAAGGCCUGAGACAGUUCGGCAAAAACUUCUUUAGGAUCCGGAAGGAGCUCCUACCAAACAAAGAAACGGGUGAGCUGAUUACCUUCUACUACUAUUGGAAGAAGACACCAGAGGCAGCAAGCUGUCGAGCCCAUCGCAGACAUCGCCGCCAGCCCGUCUUUCGGCGCAUCAAGACACGAACGGCUUCGACUCCUGUCAACACUCCUUCCCGUCCACCCUCUAGCGAAUUUUUGGACCUCAGUUCAGCCAGUGAGGAUGACUUUGACAGCGAGGACAGUGAACAGGAACUGAAGGGCUACGCUUGCCGCCACUGCUUCACUACCACCUCCAAGGACUGGCACCACGGGGGCAGAGAGAACAUCUUGCUGUGCACAGACUGCCGCAUUCACUUUAAAAAGUACGGUGAACUGCCUCCCAUUGAAAAGCCCGUGGACCCGCCGCCAUUUAUGUUCAAACCCGUCAAAGAGGAAGAGGAUGGACUCAGCGGGAAGCAUAGCAUGAGGACCAGACGGAACCGAGGCUCGAUGUCAACGCUACGUAGCGGUCGUAAGAAGCAAACAGCCAGUCCCGAUGGCCGAGCCUCGCCUAUCAACGAGGACCUGCGCUCCAGCGGACGUACUUCGCCCAGUGCUGCAAGUACUGACAGCACCGACAGCAAGACGGACACCAUGAAAAAGCCCAGCAAGAAGAUUAAAGAGGAGGCUCCUUCACCCAUGAAGAGUGCCAAACGGCAGCGAGAGAAAGGAACUUCAGACACAGAGGAACCCGACAGGGCUGGCGCCAAAAAGUCCAAAACACAAGAGCUAAGUCGACCAGACUCACCCUCCGAGUGUGAGGGAGAAGGGGAGGGCGAGGGCGAGAGCUCCGAUGGCCGCAGUAUCAACGAGGAGCUUAGCAGUGAUCCGAAGGACAUUGACCAGGACAACCGCAGCUCUUCUCCCAGCAUCCCCAGUCCCCGCGACAACGAGAGUGACUCGGACUCUUCUGCCCAGCAACAGCAGCUGCUGCAGAGCCAGCACCCUCCGGUCAUCCAGUGUCAGCCAAGCACCUCAUCAGCUGCUCCUUCUGCCCCACCGCCGCCGCCUCCCACAGGCUCGGCCCCUUCGCUGCCUCCGCAGGUCUCCCCCACGGCGGCGUCCGCCUCUCUGACGCCUCAGCCUCUUCCUCAAGCAAGCCCUAUGGCUCUCAUCCAGUCAGGAGCCUCCCUCCAUCCUCAAAGGAUUCCCUCUCCACAUUCACCCCUGACUCAAGCUCCGCCUCCUGGUCCCCCGGUACCACCUGCGUCAUUACCCAGCUCGCAUCACGGCCCCUCGCCUCCCAUGCCGCACCCGCUGCAGCCUGGCCCCCCUCACAUGCCUCACCCGCUUUCAAUGCCUGUCCAGGGCUUCCCCGUCAGUCAGUCUCAGGUCCCACCCCCACCGAUAUCUGGCCAGUCACAAGCAAGGCCGCACACCCCGCCCUCACAGUCAUCUUCUCACAGUGGAGGACAGCCUCCCCGGGAACAGCCACUCCCACCGGCACCGAUGUCAAUGCCUCACAUCAAGCCCCCGCCGACCACACCUAUCUCGCAGAUACCCACGCCACAGUCCCACAAACACCCGCCGCAUGUGUCCGCACCUCCGUUCCCGCAGAUGCCUUCCAACCUGCCUCCACCUCCUGCCCUCAAGCCCCUCAGCUCUCUCUCCACCCACCACCCCCCGUCGGCACACCCGCCUCCCCUUCAGCUCAUGCCUCAGGGGCAGCAGCUUCAGCCUCCCCCAGCGCAGCCUCCAAUUCUCACCCAGUCCCAAAGUCUCCCUCCAUCAUCCAGCCACCAGCCUCCUUCAGCUCCUCCGCUACCAUCCUCUGCUGGGGCAUCGCACCCCAAUGGGCCACCACAGCUGCCCUUCUCCGCUCACCCUUUCAGUGCAGUUCUACCUCCAACUGGCCCCUCCGUGUCCUCGUCAAACUCUAUGCCGGGCUUACAACCCGUGUCUUCCUCCGUCCCGCCCUCCUCCAUCUCCAUGCCGCUCCCCGCGUCCGUCGCUUGCGGUGGCCUGGGCACGGGUCUCCCGCCCGUGCACAUCAAAGAGGAGCCGCUGGACGAGACGGAGGAGCCGGAGAGCCCCCCGCCCCCACAGAGGAGUCCCUCCCCCGAGCCCACUGUCGUCAACACGCCAAGCCAUGCCAGCCAGUCCGCACGGUUCUACAAGCAUCUGGACCGCGGUUACAACUCGUGCGCUAGGACCGAUUUCUACUUCACUCCUUUGGCCUCGUCCAAACUGGCCAAGAAACGAGAGGAAGCUGUGGAGAAGGCCAAGAGAGAAGCAGAGCAGAAAAUUCGGGACGAGAAGGAAAGAGAGAGGGAACGGGAAAAGGAACGAGAGCGAGAGCGGGAACGAGAAAAGGAGGCCGAGCGAGCGGCGAAAGCCUCCUCGUCGGCCCACGAGAGCAGAAUGGGCGAACCGCAGAUGGCCGGGCCCGCCCACAUGCGUCCCCCCUUCGACGGACCGCCCACCACUAUUGCAGCCGUGCCUCCGUACAUCGGCCCCGACACCCCUGCCCUGCGCACCCUCAGCGAAUACGCCCGACCUCACGUCAUGUCCCCCACCAAUCGCAACCACCCCUUCUUUGUGUCCCUCAACCCCGCAGACCCGCUGCUGGCCUACCACAUGCCCAGCCUGUACAACGCCGACCCGGGCAUGCGGGAGCGGGAGCUGCGAGAGCGGGAGAUGCGCGAGAGGGAGAUUCGCGAGAGGGAGCUGCGGGAAAGGAUGAAGCCCGGUUUUGAGGUCAAACCUCCCGAAAUGGACACACUCCACCCUUCCACGAACCCCAUGGAGCACUUUGCCCGGCACGGGGCCAUCACGUUGCCCCACAUGGCCGGCCCUCACCCCUUCGCCUCCUUCCACCCGGGCUUGAACCCGUUAGAGCGUGAGCGCCUGGCCCUCGCCGGGCCCCAGCUGCGGCCGGACAUGAGCUACCCAGAGCGGCUGGCGGCGGAGAGACUGCACGCCGAGCGGAUGGCCACCAUGGCCAACGACCCCAUCGCCAGGCUCCAGAUGUUCAACGUCACGCCGCACCACCACCAGCACUCGCACAUCCACUCCCAUCUGCACCUGCACCAGCAAGACCCCCUUCACCAAGGUGGUGGUGAAUGUCUUGUGUGUCCUCCAGGUUCCGGGGGCCACCCCCUGGCCAUAGACCCCCUGGCGGCCGGACCGCACCUGGCUCGCUUCCCUUACCCGCCUGGCGCCAUCCCCAACCCGCUCCUCGGCCAGCUGCCGCACGAACACGAGAUGCUGCGUCACCCGGUCUUCGGUAGGCACCCGGCCAGUCUCGUCGAAGGCGCGGCGGUGCAUUUCCGGUUGAAUUUAUCAACCGCGGGGCUCCGAUCUUUGCUUUGCGCAGGAGCUCCAUACCCGCGGGACCUACCCGGAGGUCUGCCGCCCCCCAUGUCGGCCGCCCACCAGCUGCAGGCCAUGCACGCCCAGUCGGCUGAGCUCCAGAGGCUGGCCAUGGAGCAGCAGUGGCUGCACGGGCACCAUCACAUGCACGGAGGCCCGCUGCCCGGUCAGGAGGACUACUACAGCCGACUGAAGAAAGAGAGUGACAAGCAGCUGUAACAGGCCGAGGGAGGCGGCAGGAACUUGUGAAGAAUGCAAAAAGGCCAAGUGGAUCCAAUUCUUAUUCUUCAAAACUGGUUUUUUUUUUUUUUUUUUUUUUUUUUUUUUCUUCUUCUUCUUCUUCCUCCCAGGACAUUUCUUUGGUAUAUAGCCAGUAAAAGUGACACAACUUCCUGAAGACUCCUGCAUGACAAGCUUCCUUGACAUUUUUUUUUUUUUUUUUUUUUUUUUGGGUAGGUGCUAGAACAAGAAGACACACUGUGCUUAUCCAAAAAAAAAAAAAAAAAACGUGGCCGCUUGUGGAAAGAUAACAAGUGCUAUCUUAAAUUCAACAUUUAUUUUAAUACAUUGUUGGAGCUUUUUUUUUUUUUUUUUUUUUUAAAUCAUCAUUUUAAGAAGAGCUACCGCAUGGAGUUUUUUGGGGAAUUUGUAAAUAGUAUAUAUAAACAUAUAAUUAUUAUAAUUAUUAUUAUUACUAGGUGUGGACAAACAAGUCGUUUCAACUUCAGCUGCAGUUGUGUUGAUGCAUUAUCCCUUGUUUCAGAGGGGAGCACCAUGGCAUUCUUAUUCUUAUUAUUUGAGCCAUUUGAGUUGUGACCUUGGUCUGACAUUGCCGUGUUAGAUUUAGUCCCACGUAGCCCACUUGAUGACCGGCACCCGUCGCCCCGCCCCGCCCCGCCCGAACCCGAAACCUGUCACACCCACUCAUCACACACCAGCUUUUUCAGAAUGUGUCAGUCAGCGCGGCUUGUUGACGUUUUGUGACUUGAAACACUUGAAGCUUGGGUUCAUCCAUGACCACAACUAAAAAGAACGUUUGCACUGAAAUUGAUUUUUUUAUCCUUCUGCCGCGUCAUUAUAUGAGCCAAAAACAUCUAAUGACCUUUUACCAUGUCUGAUUUUAAAAAUGUUUUCAACAAUUUGGAUAGCGGUAGAAUUUUAGUUUUUGUUUGUUUAGUUGUUUUUGUUUUUUUACGCUUGGCGAAUUUGAAACAACACCACUGGAGCCCUACAGGACCUAUUAAUGAUGGCGCCCUCUCCCGUCAUGUUCACUGUGACCUGCCAACAUGCGACCACCAGGAAGUGUCUGCGUGUGUGUAUGCUUGUGUAUGUGUCACACCCGUGUGCGGUUCAUGUUUUCCAACUCAAUGCACGGAGACUGUUUGACUUGUCAUGGAUCUCGACACAACUGUGGCUUAUUCCUUUUUUGUAUUAUUUUCAUUUUGCCAAAUGAAGAAACUGUACUCGCAUUUAAAUGACCAUGUCAUACUUCCUCAGAGCACUAUUUUUAUGUUGUUGUUUUGCAAGCGGAAAGUCUUCUGACCUUCCCUUUCUGACGCACUCUUCAUCCUCCUGUCCCUCCCCGAGCGUCCUUCUUUGCCUUUUUUGUGUCUCCAAACCUUUGGUGUUCAGUGUUGUCAAUGGUUUAGCUUCUCGUUUCAAAGCGGCAGCAGCAGAAUGUCCGUUCUGACUGCCGAGAUUUCUAUAUAUACUGGUAUCUUGAAGCUUAUUGUAUAUAUGAGUAGUCACCAUGGGAUGACACGAUGUAAACAAAAAGUAGAAAGAAGAAGAAAAAAUUGUGAGUUCUGUGUUCUCUCCAUUUGAGUAUUUUGUAAUUUUUUUGAAAAAUUUGUGGAAUUAAAAUAAACGACUAAGUUACACCACAAUA